AACAAACGUAACCAACCACCUUUCCCCAAUCUCUCUCUCAUUUUCAUUUGCACGCAAACCAACACAACACAACACAAAUUCUCUCUAAACUGAAAAUGGCGUCCACCAUCACCACGACGUCGUUUUCGAUUCUUCUUCUCUUUGCUAUUGUGCUCUUCCUGCAGUCCCCACCACCAUCCUCCGCCACUACAUUCAACAAUGAUAUCGCGAAUCACCUUAUUAAGAGCUUCAACCUCUUCCCUCCUCAUGAUAUCAACAUCAUCUCUGAUCCCAAUGUUCGACCCGCCGAUAACAAUAACAAGAUCGUCGAGAAGCCACUCAGAUUCCCGAACUUCUCCGGUGAAGGCGAAGGAAUUUCCAUUGAUGAUUUGGCUCAUCGCGCUGGUUAUUACCCGAUUCAACACUCUCAUGCUGCUAAGAUGUUCUACCUUUUCUUUGAAUCCCGGAACAACAAGAAGGAUCCUGUUGUGAUAUGGUUAACAGGGGGACCUGGCUGUAGCAGUGAAUUGGCUGUGUUUUAUGAAAACGGUCCUUUCAAAAUUGCUAACAAUUUGUCCCUUGUAUGGAAUGAAUAUGGUUGGGACAAGGUUUCUAACCUCCUUUAUGUUGACCAACCAACCGGAACUGGCUUUAGUUACUCCACUGAUAACCGUGAUAUUCGUCAUGAUGAAGACGGUGUCAGCAAUGACCUGUAUGACUUUUUACAGGCUUUCUUUGCUGAACAUCCGGAGUAUGCUAAAAAUGACUUUUUUAUUACGGGCGAAUCAUAUGCCGGGCAUUAUAUUCCGGCUUUUGCUGCUCGUGUCCAUAAGGGAAACAAAGCUAAAGAAGGAAUUCAUAUAAACUUGAAGGGAUUUGCCAUUGGCAAUGGGCUCACUGAUCCUGCAAUUCAGUAUAAAGCUUACGCAGAUUAUGCACUUGACAUGGGCAUAAUUAAACAGGCUGACUAUGAUCACAUCAAUAAACUGAUGGUUCCAGCCUGCGAAUUGGCAAUCAAACUAUGUGGCACAGAUGGAAAAAUCGCAUGCACAACUUCGUAUUUUGUUUGUAAUACUAUAUUCAAUUCCAUUAUGUCACAUGCUGGUAAUAUCAAUUACUACGACAUCCGAAAAAAGUGUGAUGGGAGUCUUUGCUAUGAUUUUUCAAACAUGGAGAAGUUCCUGAACCAAGAAUCUGUUCGGAAGGCUCUAGGGGUUGGGGAUAUUGAUUUUGUUUCGUGUAGUUCUACAGUUUAUCAGGCUAUGCUGGUGGAUUGGAUGAGGAAUCUUGAAGUUGGUAUUCCUGCUCUCCUUGAGGAUGGAAUCAGUUUGCUUGUUUAUGCUGGGGAAUAUGAUCUCAUCUGCAACUGGCUUGGUAAUUCAAGAUGGGUUCAUGCCAUGGAAUGGUCUGGCCAGAACGAAUUUGUCGCCUCACCUGAAGUUCCUUUCAUAGUUGAUGACUCAGAAGCUGGAGUGUUGAAGAACAAUGGACCUUUAAGUUUCCUAAAGGUUCAUGAUGCGGGUCACAUGGUACCAAUGGACCAACCCAAAGCUUCGUUAGAAAUGCUGAAGAAAUGGACUCGGGGAACCCUUUCCAUAUCUGGAGCUGAUGAGGAAGUAUUGGUUGCAGAGUUGUAAUCUCUUCUUGCAAUUAGUCUACAACAACUUGAUGCAAUGAAUUUAUUCAAAAGAAAAUCUUGAUGCAAUGAAAAAAGAACUUAAACGAGUGGGAUAUUUUGUUCUACUAAACAAAUUCACAUACUAUCUGAAAUGACAGGAUCAAAGGUUAUGCAAGAAAAGAAUGAUUAGCAUAUACUACUUUUAUGUCUGUAUAUAUGCUAUUUUGGUAAAAUCCGAGGUGUAACUCACCAAAAACUUCAAUCUAAUGUUUAAAUAUAAUGCAAACAUUAUAAGGAGUUGUUCA
Messenger RNA from Trifolium pratense (red clover), 1902 nucleotides. Its product is annotated as serine carboxypeptidase-like. Lineage: Eukaryota; Viridiplantae; Streptophyta; Magnoliopsida; Fabales; Fabaceae. Gene Ontology annotation, cellular component: vacuole. Gene Ontology annotation, biological process: proteolysis. The transcript has 9 exons. Gene Ontology annotation, molecular function: serine-type carboxypeptidase activity. The record is from RefSeq and is a predicted model, not a curated record. Bases 96 to 1616 code for a protein of 506 amino acids.